Molecule: messenger RNA, 1539 nt
Organism: Aspergillus tubingensis
Lineage: Eukaryota; Fungi; Ascomycota; Eurotiomycetes; Eurotiales; Aspergillaceae
Product: class I SAM-dependent methyltransferase
Exons: 4
Coding region: 1-1539 (512 amino acids)
Biological process (GO): mitochondrial respiratory chain complex I assembly
Cellular component (GO): mitochondrion
Molecular function (GO): protein-arginine omega-N symmetric methyltransferase activity
Source: RefSeq, a predicted model, not a curated record
AUGAACCACGCAACGAGGCGCGCCGUGAGGCAGCUCCUCAGAAAACAUCCCAACCAGACCCUCUGCCUCAAAUCGCAACGAUGGUCCUCAACUACAUCCACAACUUCCACAUCGACCUCUGAAACAAGAAAAUGGUCGACACCACUAGCGCAGACUCUUGCCAAUGCGAUCAAAGUAACCGGACCCGUUCCUAUCGCCGCCUUUAUGCGCCAGGUCCUCACAAACCCCGAAGGAGGCUACUACACAACGCGACCAGAAGGCCACGGCGAAGUGUUCGGCAAGAAAGGAGAUUUCGUCACCUCACCCGAGAUAUCGCAGGUCUUCGGAGAACUGGUGGGGAUCUGGACAAUCGCGGAAUGGAUGGCGCAGGGACGGAAGCGCAGCGGAGUGCAAUUGAUGGAAGUUGGACCGGGGAAGGGCACAUUAAUGGAUGACAUGUUGCGUACAUUCCGGAACUUCAAGAUGUUCUCGUCGAGCAUAGAGGCGAUAUAUCUGGUGGAAGCUAGUGCCACGCUGCGGGAAGUGCAGAAGAAAUUGCUUUGCGGGGAUGCAGUCAUGGAGGAAACGGAUAUCGGACACAAGAGUACAUGCAAGUACUUUGAUGUUCCGAUCGUUUGGGUGGAGGAUAUCCGACUGUUACCGCAUGAAGAAGAAAAGACCCCCUUCAUAUUCGCCCACGAAUUCUUCGAUGCCCUCCCAAUCCACGCCUUUGAAUCCAUCCCUCCCUCUCCAGAAAACCAGCCUGAGCAGAAGGAAAUCAUGACUCCCACCGGCCCAGCAAAACUACACCAGCCCUUGAAGCCAGCCAACACUCCCCAAUGGCGCGAACUCUUGGUCACCUUGAACCCGAAAGCCGUGGAGGAGAACAUUGAAGGCGAGCCCGAGUUCAAGCUCACCCUCGCCAAGGCAUCGACGCCAUCCUCUCUCGUCAUCCCGGAGAUCUCCCCGCGCUACCGCGCCCUCAAAUCCCAGCCGGGAUCCACCAUCGAAGUCAGCCCGGAGAGUCGUAUCUACGCAGCUGACUUUGCGCGCCGCAUCGGCGGUGCCUCAGAACCACCCCGCACGGUCACAAAGGGCGCUGCUGCUUCUGCGCCGGCCCCCGCGAAGCGCACAUCUUCCGGUGCUGCCCUGAUCAUGGACUACGGCACUCUCAAUACCAUCCCGAUCAACUCCCUGCGGGGUAUCCAGGAGCACAAGAAUGUGCCGCCGCUGUCGUCGCCAGGACAGGUUGAUGUCAGUGCAGAUGUGGAUUUCACGGCGUUGGCGGAGGCGGCGAUCGAGGCUAGUGAGGGCGUGGAGGUGCAUGGGCCGGUCGAGCAGGGUGAUUUCCUGCAGGCGAUGGGCAUCGAAGAGCGCAUGCAGCAGCUUCUGAAGAAGGUCGAUGAUGAAGAGAAGCGCAAGACACUGGAGACAGGGUGGAAGAGACUGGUUGAGAAGGGCGGCGGUAGUAUGGGCAAGAUCUACAAGGUGAUGGCCAUCGUUCCGGAGAAUGAUGGCAAGCGUCGACCGAUUGGAUUCGGCGGUGGACUUGUGAUGUAG